This is a messenger RNA of Puccinia triticina, 1764 nucleotides long. RefSeq lists its product as uncharacterized. Gene Ontology annotation, biological process: regulation of DNA double-strand break processing. The record is from RefSeq and is a predicted model, not a curated record. Gene Ontology annotation, cellular component: site of double-strand break; nucleus. Lineage: Eukaryota; Fungi; Basidiomycota; Pucciniomycetes; Pucciniales; Pucciniaceae. The transcript is spliced from 9 exons. Bases 1 to 1764 code for a protein of 587 amino acids. Gene Ontology annotation, molecular function: protein binding.
AUGGAUGAGUUCGGACUACCAAUUCAAUUUGGAAAGAUACUGGCCAAGCCAGAUAUCUCGAAUAAGAUCUCGGAAACGAAACGGAACGGACCCGUAGCCGCGCCAAGUGGACAACCAUCGGCUGGCACAAGCAAGAACAACCAGUUGGAUCAAAAUCAGCCUACUACCGUCGCAGUCCCUUCGAAACCCACGUCUCAAUCAGAUUCGGAUUCGGAAAAACAAGAUGCAGAAGAGCCAACUGUACAGCUGCCAACAACUCACGAAGUGCUCCUGAAGGAUCACUCAAAAUCCGUCUCAGCCUUAUCACUAGAUCCCUCUGGAGCUCGACUGGUCUCAGGCUCGUACGAUUACGCUUGCAAGUUGUGGGACUUCGGCGGGAUGAAUUCCUCCUUCAAGCCUUUCCGGAGUUGGGAACCUCGACAAAGUCAUCAAGUCCAUCAAGCUAUCUGGUCAAACACCGGUGAUUCCUUCUUGGUCAUCACGGCCGCAAAUCAACCUCAGAUCUACGACAGGGAUGGUGCUCAAAUUGCUGAAUACAUGAAAGGAGACAUGUAUAUUCGGGACAUGAGACAUUGCGCUGGACAUAUUGCCGAGCUCACAUGUGGAGCGUGGCAUCCGAAAGAUGCCAAGACCUUCAUCACAUCCUCGGCCGACUCGACUAUCAGAAUCUGGGAUGUUGAAAAUAAGCGCAAAUCGAAAGGCGUGAUCGUACUCAAAUCAAAGGAAAGAGGCACCAGGACCAAAAUAACUACGUGUGCUUAUUCUUCCGAUGGAAAAUCGAUUGCUGCAGCCGGUUUGGAUGGGACCUUGAACAUCUGGGCUACCAACAGUAAUUUCACCCGUCCAAAUGUUGCGAUUGAGAAUGCCCAUGUCAAGAACACAGAAACAUCUUCACUCCACUAUGCUUAUGAUAACAAAACACUUGUGAGCCGGGGUGGCGAUGACACAGUGAAGUUAUGGGACGUACGCGCGCUGAAAACCCCCUUAGCCGUUAGGAGUGGAAUGACCACUCUGAAUCCGGAAACCAACGUAACGUUCAGUCCAGACAACCAAUACAUUCUCACCGGUGUCAGUGCAAAUCCAUCCGAAGGAUUGGGUGGUCGAAUAGUAUUGUUGGAUAAACUCAAUCUCGAGAUAUUCCGCACAAUUGCCAUAUCACCUGCGAAUGUUGUUAGGACAUUAUGGCACCCAAAGAUCAACCAAAUCAUCACUGGUUCCUCAGAUGGGACAAUUCAUGUAUUAUAUUCGCCCAGCCUUUCGACCCGAGGCGCGACACUAUCACUAUCCCGGACGGCCAGAACUCGUGGUCCGGGAGAAGACGACGUUGAGGUCGAUCGACCUAUCAUCACUCCACACGCCUUGGCAAUGUUCAGGAACGACGAGCCAGUCGUUGCUGGUGGUCGGGGCGGCAAGAGAAGACGCGAACGGGAGAGACAGGACCCAGUCAAGACUUUGAAACCCAUGCCACCUCUAACUGGACCCGGACGCGGUGGACGUGUAGGUGCCAGCGCGACUCAGCACGUCGUACAAGGCUUGGUCAAGGAUUCGAUUAGACAUGAGGAUCCUCGAGAGGCCUUGUUGAAAUUCGCACAGGAGCACGAAGGUGAGCGGCCGAAAUAUACUGCCGCGUGGGAGGAAACGAUGCCCGAGCCGGUCUUCGAUCAACGCUUGCUUGAGGAAGAAGCACAGCAAGAGGCCGAGAAAGAGGCCGCCGAAGAAGAAAGGAAGCGAAUCAAAAGGGAACGUCCAACCAGAUUGACAUGA